AUGUUCGUUGAUACUCUUGUAGAAGAAAAAACCCCAGUCAAAAUGUUAAUUAAUACAUCCUCAAAAUUUAAUACCAUUAGUAAGAGGUUGUUCGAUAAGCUUGAAGAAGAUUAUGGAUUAGAAGGUAUAUCUGGUGAUGAUUUGAUAGGCGAAGAAAUAAAAUACUUAGAUCUACAAUUUUGCUAUAAAAGAAAGUGGCAAUGCUUAGAUGGCACCGAAUUAUGGAUGCAUAAAGUAAAAAUUAUCUUUGGAUUUUCUCCCAGAACCUAUGAACACCGUGAUAAAAUUGUAAUAGAUGAUAUAAAUAUCCCAUUGAUCGAAGGAGAUGGCAGACCCAUGGAUGACUCGAAGAGUCAUAAAACCAGCUCUGGUAAAAAUAACUUACCUAAGUCCGAUCUAUCAAUAGAGGAGAUCACAAAUAUAACCAAGAAACUUCUUUCAAAUGCCAAAGAUAAUAAAUACCAAAAGAGCCAUCAUGGGAUAUUUCACAACAUAACUCCUGUACCUCCAUUAUUCAGAAGAUUAAAUAAUGAUGUACUCAAAAAUAGCAGAGUUAACAAGAAUAAGAAAUAUCCUAAAGUAGAUUUAGGCGAUAGAGUUUUUGAUAAAUUUCGUAUUAUUGAGUAUGAACUAAGUUGUAUAAAUAAAGGAAAGUUAUCAUGGGUUCUGUUGGAUUCUUCAGAUACUUCAAACUCAAGUGAUUCUUCUUCAUCUAGAUUGCGAUCAGAAGUUAUAGAUACGUAUAUGACAACAUCCGUUAAAAAAUGUCCUACUAAAUGA
This is a messenger RNA of Diversispora eburnea, 780 nucleotides long. The record is from the annotation of a GenBank genome assembly. Lineage: Eukaryota; Fungi; Glomeromycota; Glomeromycetes; Diversisporales; Diversisporaceae.